Messenger RNA from Eruca vesicaria subsp. sativa (arugula), 672 nucleotides. The record is from the annotation of a GenBank genome assembly. NCBI's taxonomy places the organism in Eukaryota, Viridiplantae, Streptophyta, Magnoliopsida, Brassicales, Brassicaceae.
CCCAUUUCUCCUCUAAAUAUUUUCCUUCUCCCCUAAACGAACAGAGAGAAACAUUAACUAUCAUAUAUAGAAGAAAAAACCAUCUUAUUGUAUAGAAUACUCAUCAAAACCAUAGAAUAUGCCUUUCAGGAUCAAUCCUCUACCUCUCAUCUUCCUCGUACUCCUCAUUGUUUGCUCUUCCUCACUAGUGGAAGGCUCUAUCCAACUGGGAGGCCUAAAGAUGCAUGAGAGUUUCAUGCGUUACAAGAGCGAGGAGAGGGAAGUGAACAAGAUCAUGAGCCACAGGAAGUUGAUGUUCCACUCGACUGCGGACUACGACGACGCAGGACCCAACCCUAAACACGAUCCAAGAAGGAGGGCCGGAGGCAAGCCUUGAAUCACUCGGCACACGAUUCUCUCUCUAUAUAUAUAUAUAGUAGCAUAUAUAUAUAUAAGCACAUGCAUGCACGGGUAUCUUUAUAAAUGAAUGUGUGUAAUCCUCCUAUUCUGAGAUUUUGUUUGAGGAUGAGAUCAGUGUACAAUACCCUUCAGAAACGCGUUCGUGAAAGGAGAUUAGUAUACUAAAUUAUAAUCACCUUGUUUUAUUGACAUAUAUGUAUGUAGUAUCCCUUAAUUCUCUGUGUACUUCGUUAUAUCGGAUAUUAAAUAAAGAGCGUUAUAGCUAUUUUUAUU